AUGCUCGCCAAGAGAGCAGCCAGCAUCGCUUCUUGCUCGACAUGUCGAUCCAAUUCGACUCGAGCGCUGUCGAGCACCAGCCAUCGCAUUAGCUCGAGCCGUCGACCUUCGCCCUCAUCCUCAACCGUCGCAGCGACAGCCUCGACCGCGGUAUGGAAGGGCAAGGCUAGGGCGAGUGAUGAGCUACUCAGCAGAUGGGCGAGCACCAACGCAGCCGGGGCAGCAGCAUCGACAUCGCCCAUACGAGCAGAGGCAGCGACCACAGCAGCCGCAGCCGCAGCGGAAUCGUCUUCGCACGCGCAAUCGCCCUCGGUCGUCUACGCCCACGACGACCUCCUGUCACGGACACCAGCGACAACAUCGACUGCGAAUCGGCGUCGUAAGUCGAAACGCCACGCCGACCCCAACAGGGCGCAGCAGGACUACUUUUUCCCCUCGUACCUGCAAGAGGAGGAGCCACCGCUGCUGCCGCCGUCUACCUCUCCGCUCGUCCCGCUCGCCAAUCCGAUCCCCAAGCCCCAUCCGCCGACGGUGCUCUCCAAUGGGUUACCCAACCCCGAAAUCCGAUGGAGGAGCAAAGCCAUCACCUCCGUCUCGGAUGACUGGGCCCUGUACAAGUCGCUCUCCAAGGCGCGGCUGUCGGCCUUCACCGUCCUGACCGCGAUGGCUGGUUACGCGAUGUGUCCCGUAGACCCAUCCACGACCACGGCAGCUAUGGAAGCCUUUGCCCAGUCCAUCGCCUCGACCGGCGUAUCGUUGCAAUCGCUGUCGUCGACCCCGACCACUGCGGCGCUAUCGUCCUCGCCCGCGAACGACCUGACCCUCUCGGUCCUCCUCCCGAUGACGGUCGGAACAGCGCUGUGUUCAGCUUCAGCGGCUUCGCUGAACGAGUUGAUCGAAGCACCCUAUGAUGCGCAAAUGGCUCGCACGCGUGCUCGCCCCCUCCCCAAACGUCAACUUACGCCAUUGCACGUCGCGACAUUUGGUGCCCUCACGGGUACGAUCGGCGUCGGCACCCUCUUCGCCGUCAACCCGCUCGCGGGCUCGAUCGGACUCGGCACAAUACUGCUCUACUGCCCACUCUACACGAUCGCGAAACGACACACCGUCUACAACACAUGGUUGGGAGCCAUCGUCGGUGCUCUCCCCCCCAUGAUCGGCUGGGCAGCAUGCACCUCCUCGAUCGCACCGACGACCCAACCAGGCGCGUGGGCCCUCUUCCUCGUCCUCUACGCAUGGCAAUUCCCGCACUUCAACUCGUUGGCCUACACCCUUCGGUCGGCGUACGCUUCAUCAGGAUACCGAAUGCUCGCCGUUCUCGACCCUGCCAAGAACGCCCUCGUCUCCCUGCGCUACUCCCUCGCUCUCCUCCCGAUCUGCUGGAGUUUCCCUCUCCUCGGCCUCACGAACCCUUGGUUCGCGUUUUUGGCGACGGUGCCGAAUGGGGCGAUGGCGUGGGCUGCGUGGAAGUUCUGGCGACACAAGGAGGAAAGGAACGCCAAGGUGUUGUUUUGGGCCAGUUUGGUGCAUCUGCCCGUUGUGCUCGGGAUGGCCAUGUUGUGCAAGAAGGGGUUAUGGGGAUCGAAUGAGGUGGAUGAAGAGGCAGUGGUCGUGAACGCGGAAUCCGAGGGGGAGCAGGCCGAUGAGGCUGCCAGAUUGGUUUGA
Messenger RNA from Microbotryum saponariae, 1665 nucleotides. The record is from the annotation of a GenBank genome assembly. NCBI's taxonomy places the organism in Eukaryota, Fungi, Basidiomycota, Microbotryomycetes, Microbotryales, Microbotryaceae.